Homarus americanus (American lobster) is the source of this 1275-nucleotide messenger RNA. Its product is annotated as vegetative cell wall protein gp1-like. The coding region runs from base 1 to 1275 and encodes 424 amino acids. NCBI's taxonomy places the organism in Eukaryota, Metazoa, Arthropoda, Malacostraca, Decapoda, Nephropidae. The transcript has a single exon. The record is from RefSeq and is a predicted model, not a curated record.
AUGGUCCUUCGUCCCUCUCCAGGUCCUCGUCCUCUCAUGGUCCUCGUCCCUCUCCAGGUCCCUCGUUCCUCCUCAGGUCCCUCGUCGCUCUCAUGGUCCUUCGUCCCUCUCAGGUCCCCUUCCCUCACCAGGUCCCUGUCCCUCUCCAUGUCCUCGUCCCUCCAGGUCUCUCGUCCCUCUCAUGGUCCUUCGUCCCUCUCCAGGUCCCUCGUCCCUCCUGGAGUCCCUCGUCCCUCUCCAGGUCCCUCGUCCCUCUCCAGGUCCCUCGUCCCUCCAGGUCUCUCGUCCCUCACCAGGUCCCUUGUCCUCUCAGGUCCCCUCGUCCUCUCCAGGUCCCUCGUCCCUCACCAGGUCCUUGUCCCUCUCCAGGUCCCUCGUCCCUCACGAGGGUCCUUGUCCCUCUCAGGUCCCUCGUCCCUCUCCAGGUCCCUCGUCCCUCUCCCAGGUCCCUCGUCCCUCUCCAGGUCUCUCGUCCCUCUCCAUGUCCUCGUCCUCUCCAGGUCUCGUCCUCUCCGCCCCUCGUCCUCUCCAGGUCUCUCGUCCUCGCCGGGUCUCUCUUCCCUCUCCAGGUCUCUCGUCCCUCUCCAUGUCCCUCAUUCCUCUCCAGGUCUCUUUCCUCUCAUGUCCCUCGUCCUCCACCAGGUCCCUUGUCCCUCUCAGGUCCUCGUCCCUCUCCAGGUCCCUCGUCCCUCUCCGGUCCUCGUCCCCUCUCAGGUCUCUCGUCCUCUCCAUGUCCCUCGUCCCUCUCAGGUCUCUCGUCCCUCCAGGUCCUCGUCCUCUCCAGGUUCCCUCGUCCCUCCAGGUCUCUCGUCCCUCGCCGGGUCUCUCGCCCCUCACCAGGUCCCUCGUCGCUCUCAUGGUCCCUCGUCCCUCUCCAGGUCCUCGUCCCUCUCCAGGUCCUCCGUCCCUCUCCAGGUCCCUCGUCCCUCUCCAGGUCCCUCGUCCACCCAGGUCCCUCGUCCUCACCCAGGUCCUCAUGCUCUCACGGUCAUCGUCCCUCUCCAGGUCCUCGUCCUCUCAGGUCCCUCAUCCCUCUCCCAGGUCCCUCGUCCCUCUCCAGGUCUCUCGUCCUCACCAGGUCCCUCGUCCGCUCUCCUGGUCCUCGUCCCUCUCCAUGUCCCUCGUCCCCUCCAGGUCUCUCGUCCCUCGCCGGUCUCUCUUCCUCUCAGGUCCUCGUCCCUCUCCAGAUGUCCCUCACCGGGUCUCUCCGUCACUCCAGGUCCCUCGUCCCUCUCCAGGUCCUCGUCCCUCACCAGUUCCCUCGUCCCUCUCUAG